ACCUACUUUCACAAAAUAUCAGAAGCGUUUUCUAGAAAUUUAAUUGAAAUAAAAUGUUGUCAUUUACGACUAAUACAAUAUUUCGCUUAGGACAAUCUACAAAUGUAGUUAUUCAUAUCAAUAAAUUUCACACAUGUUUUACUGUAUAUUUAGAUCAGAGACGGAGAGAGAUAAAAGGAUUAAUAGCAAAUCCAAAUAAACAUGGACCAUUGGUUACUUUACCUGAUUAUUCUUUUAAAGAUAACAGACCUACUGCAUAUGGUUCAAGACAAUUAUAUCGUAUACAAAAGCAUCAAAAUUAUGUGAAAAGAAUUCUUCAACUAGUUAAAGAAGUUGAUUAUGCAGUUGAAAGGCACGCUAAAUUAAAAAUGACAGAAAAAGAAGAACAACAAAAACUUUUAGAAAAUGUAUUAAAACCUAAAGGACAAGAAUUAAUCACUAGUAAUUAA
Molecule: messenger RNA, 449 nt
Organism: Eufriesea mexicana
Lineage: Eukaryota; Metazoa; Arthropoda; Insecta; Hymenoptera; Apidae
Gene: mRpL52
Product: mitochondrial ribosomal protein L52
Exons: 4
Coding region: 54-449 (131 amino acids)
Biological process (GO): mitochondrial translation
Cellular component (GO): mitochondrial large ribosomal subunit
Molecular function (GO): structural constituent of ribosome
Source: RefSeq, a predicted model, not a curated record